Cladophialophora immunda is the source of this 1417-nucleotide messenger RNA. RefSeq lists its product as uncharacterized. The record is from RefSeq and is a predicted model, not a curated record. The coding region runs from base 61 to 993 and encodes 310 amino acids. Gene Ontology annotation, molecular function: ATP binding; ATP hydrolysis activity. The transcript is spliced from 2 exons. Lineage: Eukaryota; Fungi; Ascomycota; Eurotiomycetes; Chaetothyriales; Herpotrichiellaceae.
UCCGACUCUGAUCAUUUCCCACCCACACAUUUGCCCUCACCACCUUGUCCCGAAGACACCAUGCCGCCUCAGGAGUCACCAAGCACGUCUGCCACGGCCCACGGCGCCGACAUCGUCGUUCGUGGGCUGAACUACAAGUUCCCCGACGGGUCGAUGGGGCUGCAAGACAUCAACCUCGAGCUGCCGGCCGGGUCGAGGACGCUGUUGAUCGGGGCCAACGGGGCGGGCAAGACGACGCUGCUGCGGCUGCUGUCGGGCAAGAAACUGGCGCCGUCGCGCUCCAUCUUCAUCGCGGGCGUGGACCCCUUUGCGUCCGGGCUCGAGGGCGUCACGUACCUGGGUCUGGAGUGGGUGCUCAACCCGAUUGUGCGCACCGACAUCGCCGUGCCGAUCCUGCUGGACUCGGUGGGCGGGCAGCACUACCCUGAGCGGCGGGAUGAGCUGGUGCGGAUCCUGGACAUUGACCUGCGAUGGCGGAUGCACAUGGUCUCGGACGGCGAGCGGCGGCGCGUGCAGCUGGCCAUGGGCCUGAUCCGGCCGUGGGACGUGCUCCUGCUGGACGAGAUCACGGUGGACCUGGACCUGCUGAGCCGCAGCAACUUCCUGGGCUGGCUGCGCGGCGAGACAGAGCGGCGCGGCGCCACCAUCGUCUACGCGACGCACAUCCUCGACAACCUGGUCGGCUGGCCCACGCACCUCGUGCACAUGCACCUGGGCCGCGUCAAGGAGUGGGGGACCAUGGCCCGCUACCACGCCGAGUCCGACUCCUACGACCCGGCCGGCGGCAACAGCCGGCUCGGCGAGCUGGUCCUCCGCUGGCUCAAGGAGGACCUCGCCGAGCGCGGGCCCCGGGACAACCACAACGGCGCGGGCGAGCAGGGCAAGACGUACGAGAGUCUCGAGGGGAAGGGCGGGUACGGGGUCGAGAAGGCGCCGGGCCUCGACGACGACAAACACACGGAGGUUGAAGGCAAGGAGAACUUGGGAUGGUAAAGAACACGCCGAAGAAAAAGUCCUUUUGGAGGGGGCCAUAGGAAAAAGGGUGGAGGGAAGAGGAGAGGAUCGAUCGACCCCGUGACUUUUUCAAGAAUGCAUUUUGCGGAGGGGGACUACUUGUUGGGAUAUGCUCUGAUACCCCGUCUGAUCUUCAACAAGAUCAUCGAGCGCGCAUCUAUCGUCGCAUUUGCCGGGCGCUUGGGGGAGGAGAAGGAUUUUGGGGGGGGGUUAACGGGACGAGGGAGCCCGUUUGGUCUUAACACCAUGUCUGACGAGCGCGUGUGAGCUGGUUCUUGAGAUUUUCGCAUCGGUCCUUUCCUUUUGGACCCAAGGCUGUCGAUAGACGUACGAGAAGCAAUGAAUGAGAGAUGGCGGUCCUGGCGUCGUCGUGGUCCUUACCCAGGCUCGCUCUUUUUCCUCC